Messenger RNA from Ricinus communis (castor bean), 2024 nucleotides. Its product is annotated as NADP-dependent glyceraldehyde-3-phosphate dehydrogenase. Bases 148 to 1641 code for a protein of 497 amino acids. NCBI's taxonomy places the organism in Eukaryota, Viridiplantae, Streptophyta, Magnoliopsida, Malpighiales, Euphorbiaceae. The record is from RefSeq and is a predicted model, not a curated record. Gene Ontology annotation, molecular function: lactaldehyde dehydrogenase (NAD+) activity. The transcript has 9 exons.
UUUGCUUACAGUAGCAUCUGAAAUUUUGUGACAACAGAUUCCAAAACCAACUGCCACGUUUCCAAGAAACCACAGGAAGAAAAAGAAGAAAAAAGGAAGUGAUUAAAUUUGACUCAAAAGAAGUAUUAACAGUAGCAUCGUCAAUCAAUGGCAGCAAGUGGAGUUUUUGCAGAUAUAGUUGAUGGAGAUGGUGUUUAUAAAUUUUACACUGAUGGUGAGUGGAGAAAGUCUUCUUCUGGUAAAUCAGUGCCUAUCAUAAAUCCCACUACCACAAAGAUCCACUUUAAGGUCCAAGCUUGUACUCAAGAAGAGGUGAACAAGAUCAUAGAGUCAGCGAAAUCAGCUCAAAAAGGAUGGGCAAAGACUCCUCUAUGGAAAAGAGCAGAAUUGCUUCAUAAAGCAGCAGCAAUCUUGAAAGAGCAUAAAGUACCCAUUGCAGAGUGCCUUGUCAAAGAAAUUGCAAAACCAGCUAAGGAUGCAGUUACUGAAGUUGUCAGGUCUGGGGAUCUGGUGUCAUAUUGUGCUGAAGAAGGGGUUAGAAUUCUUGGAGAAGGAAGAUUUUUAGUAUCUGAUAGUUUUCCUGGGAACGAAAGAACCAAAUACUGCCUUACUUCAAAGAUUCCACUAGGGGUUGUUUUAGCCAUCCCGCCCUUCAACUAUCCUGUCAAUCUUGCAGUAUCAAAAAUUGCUCCUGCCUUAAUUGCUGGAAACUCCCUUGUCCUUAAGCCGCCAACCCAGGGUGCUGCAGCUGCACUUCACAUGAUCCAUUGCUUUCACUUGGCUGGUUUUCCCAAGGGCCUUAUUAGCUGUGUUACUGGAAAGGGUUCAGAGAUUGGUGAUUUUCUUACAAUGCAUCCUGGGGUUAACUGUAUAAGCUUCACAGGUGGGGACACUGGGAUAGCAAUCUCAAAGAAAGCGAGCAUGAUCCCUCUUCAGAUGGAAUUGGGUGGCAAAGAUGCUUGUAUUGUUCUUGAAGAUGCUGAUCUAGAUUUAGCUGUAGCAAAUAUUGUUAAAGGGGGCUUCUCUUACAGUGGUCAAAGGUGCACUGCUGUCAAGGUUGUUCUAGUCAUGGAGUCUGUUGCUGAUAUUCUUGUAGAGAAAGUUAAAGCCAAAGCUGCAAAACUGACUGUCGGUCCCCCUGAGGAUGAUUGUGAUAUCACUCCAGUUGUUACAGAGUCCUCUGCCAACUUUAUAGAAGGGUUGGUAAUGGAUGCCAAGCAAAAAGGAGCGACAUUCUGCCAGGAGUACAAAAGAGAAGGCAACCUCAUAUGGCCAUUGUUGUUGGAUAAUGUUCGACCUGAUAUGAGGAUUGCAUGGGAGGAGCCUUUUGGUCCAGUUGUGCCAGUUAUCAGGGUAAACUCUAUUGAAGAGGGAAUCCACCAUUGUAAUGCUAGUAAUUUUGGUCUUCAGGGAUGCGUCUUUACAAGAGAUAUAAACAAAGCAAUUUUGAUCAGUGAUGCUAUGGAGACUGGAACGGUGCAGAUCAAUUCAGCACCAGCUCGGGGACCUGAUCAUUUUCCAUUCCAGGGUCUGAAGGACAGUGGCAUCGGCUCUCAGGGAAUAACUAACAGCAUUAAUAUGAUGACGAAAGUUAAGAGUACUGUGAUCAACUUACCAACCCCUUCUUACACUAUGGGUUAAGUAAACAAGAGUUAUUAUCAGUAAUUCUGGGUUGAUAUUGCCUAGCCUAGGGCCUAAAUAAGUUGCACAGACACAUGCAUUCGACAUUUUUGCUCGCUCGCUUGUACACUCAGUGUGCGGAUCAUCUAGAGCUUCUAGAGUUGAAUUAGCUGUUCUGUAUGCAUAGACAACAAAGGGUGUAUAGUUGCUGCUACAACAUGUAAAAUAGCGGAAUGUGUCUGGUUAGUAUAAGAAUGUGCUGUUGCCUGAGUGAUGAGGGUAGUGGCUUAACUUAGUAUAUUAUGAUAUUUCAGUAUGUCGCUUGCUUGUAACAAUAAUUUCAUUGUUAGAAACAAAUUACAUUUAUUGCAAUAUAGUAAGCUAGUGAACUAAGAUCAAAGACA